AAUAAAUGCAUGCUUGUUACCCAAAAAAAUCAUGCAUGCUACCGAUACAUAAAGGUAAAAAAUAUCUUUCUAAAAAAUUUGAUUCCCUUUUGAUAGACAUAAAGCCGAUACAAUCGGUCCAUUCACUUCUCUAUUUAACACUAUAUUUACUUUAAAAUACUAGGGUUUUUUACUUCACCACACACCUCUAUCGGCCUCUUCACUUUUACCCACCGAGAGAGAGAGUUCAAAAUAUUGAAGCACCCUCGGACUCAUCCAUGGCAUCUUCUUCACAGGUGAAUGUCCCAUAUCUUCGUCGCGACACUAUAGACCAGACGGAGGUUGCUAUCAGCACCUACUAUAGGGAUUCACAUUUUCCGGAGCUGGUUGAAACUUUAAAUGUGGUCGGCGAACAGUGCAAUUCAGAUUUAUUGGGAAGAUUUAGAGCAUCAUGUUUUGGGCAUUUCACUGAUUGGAGGCCCGGCCCGAAGAGCAAUAAAGCAUUACACCAGAUUGUCUCGAGGCAGAUUGUGUCAGAAGACGAUGAGAUGUGCUUCUUUCUGUGCGGAGCACGAGUCAGAUUUUCCCCUGCGGACUACGCAUUAGUGACUGGGCUCAAUUUCGGGGGAUCGAGGUUCGAUGCGACAUUACAGCACGACUGCAGUCGCGUGGAGGCAUACCGACGAUUCUGCGGUACGCGAAGCAUGACCAUACAGUCGCUCAUCAAACGCGUGUGCGAUUUGGAUCGUCGAGUGGAUGAUGGGGAUGGGAGCCUGUACCUUCGUGCUGUCCUCGUGUGUGUGGCUCACACCCUUGUUCUUGGGUUGGAUGCACGGGUACAGCCGUGGCUUUGGGUUUUGGUGGAUGAUCUGGCUACAUUUGAUAGAUUCCCCUGGGGCGCGUAUUCGUAUAAAAUGUUAUGCCAUUAUAUGCAUGAGAUAGGAACCAGCGAGAAGUAUCACUUCUACGGUCCUUCGUGGACUUUAUAUGUCUGGGCAUUGGAGCGCGUCCCGGGUUUCGGACACAUGGUCGCAGCAUCUAGCGGUAAUCCGACAGCGCACCCUCGGUGUUUGAGAUGGACUUUCAGGGGUAAGCCCCGGCUUCACGGUCUGCGCGAUCUAUUCGAGGGACAGCUUGGUUUGGGUGAGGAAGGUGAUGCGAACCCUGGAUUAAUUUUUGAUUCAAGCCUUUUUUGGGCUUUGGCUGAAAAUCGAAGGCUAGCUUUGAUGGGCGCCGAAGCUCGCCUGUCGUUGAUUCACCUGUGA
Salvia miltiorrhiza (redroot sage) is the source of this 1244-nucleotide messenger RNA. RefSeq lists its product as uncharacterized. Lineage: Eukaryota; Viridiplantae; Streptophyta; Magnoliopsida; Lamiales; Lamiaceae. The coding region runs from base 258 to 1244 and encodes 328 amino acids. The record is from RefSeq and is a predicted model, not a curated record. The transcript has 3 exons.